This is a messenger RNA of Aspergillus aculeatinus CBS 121060, 921 nucleotides long. RefSeq lists its product as uncharacterized. The record is from RefSeq and is a predicted model, not a curated record. The transcript has a single exon. Bases 1 to 921 code for a protein of 306 amino acids. NCBI's taxonomy places the organism in Eukaryota, Fungi, Ascomycota, Eurotiomycetes, Eurotiales, Aspergillaceae.
AUGUCCUACCUCUCCACCCGCACGCUGAACCCACCGCCCGGCUGCAUAAACUGGGACCACCGGGCCCUGCGCCCCCCGUCCUGGGUGUUGACCAUCCUGCCGCCGACCACCCGCAAACUCGUCGACCGCUGCUACCUACUCGCCUACGAAAGCCUACGCGUCCAACACCACGUGGAAAUCCACUUCGCCGCUCGCUACAAAGCCCUGUGCCCGGGUGCCUUUCCCAGCUCCAGCACCGAUCCAUCCAACAACCCCACAACACCAGCAGCCGAACCAACCCCAGCCGAACCAGCCCCAGCACCAGAUACAGGUACAGCGGCAGCAGCAGCAGCAGCAGCACCCCUACCAAAACCCAAACCCAACCCCGCCACCCUAAUAACGCACACCCAAUCCAUCGACCGCCUCUUCAACUGGCGCCGCGACUACAUCCCAGGCAGCCCGACGCUGGCGCCGUCGGCCAAGAUCCCGCGGUCCGCGGUGCGGUUCCACGUCGACCGGGCGGCGUUCGCGGCGUACGCGGCGCGGUACACGGCGCUACUGGACAUGUACCUGACGACGCACUAUCGGCGGUAUCGGGAGGCGGUGGCGGCGGUGGAGCGGUCGAUUGUGCUUCUCAGGAGCGGUGGCGGUACAGGCAGGAAUGAAGCGGGGGAAGGUGGCAGGGACGGGGACAAGGACACUGAGAAAGCGCGCGAGAUGCGGGAGCUCGACUGCCGGCAGCUGGAGUGGUGGUGGGGGGCGGUGUUUCUGCGGGAGACGAUGCGGUGGGAGAGGCGGAUUCCGUUGCUGCGGAUGCCGGCGUUUGAGGUCGUUGUUGGGGAGGUGUAUGAGGCUGUGAGGGCGGCGGUGGAGGAGGGGGAGGAGGAGGUGGUUUGGGAGGAGGGGGGAUUUGGGGGGUAUGAUUUGAAUUGUGGGCGUUAA